This is a messenger RNA of Olea europaea var. sylvestris, 435 nucleotides long. RefSeq lists its product as uncharacterized. The transcript has 3 exons. Gene Ontology annotation, molecular function: nucleic acid binding. The record is from RefSeq and is a predicted model, not a curated record. Bases 1 to 435 code for a protein of 144 amino acids. Lineage: Eukaryota; Viridiplantae; Streptophyta; Magnoliopsida; Lamiales; Oleaceae.
AUGGUGAAGUUAGAAGUUUUCCAGGAUUGGCCACGUUCGGAAGGGUUUGUUGUAUCUAGUGAUGCAUCCAAACAAGGUUUGGGAUAUGUACUAAUGCAGUACAGAAAGAUGAUUGCCUAUGUGUCAACGCAAUUGAAAGAACAUGUGCAGAAUUACCAGACACAUGAUCUAGAACUUGUGGUGUCUAGGUCAUUAGCACGGUUAUACAGACAGACUGUAAGAUUGCAUGGUGUUCCCAUCUCCAUUGUGUUUGAUAGAGAUCCAAGAUUUACAUCUAAUUUUUGGAAGAGCUUACAAGGAGCUGUGGGAACAAAAUUGAAUUGUAGUGCAGCUUAUCACCUUCAAUUAGAUGGUCAAUCCAAAAGAUCUAUUCAAAUAUUUGAAGAUAUGUUGCAUGCUUGUGCAUUAGACCUAGGAGGAAGUUGGAAGUCAUAA